Clavispora lusitaniae ATCC 42720 is the source of this 1125-nucleotide messenger RNA. It is a transcript of the gene ERG20, whose product is annotated as bifunctional (2E,6E)-farnesyl diphosphate synthase/dimethylallyltranstransferase. Gene Ontology annotation, biological process: trans, trans-farnesyl diphosphate biosynthetic process. Lineage: Eukaryota; Fungi; Ascomycota; Pichiomycetes; Serinales; Metschnikowiaceae. The record is from RefSeq and is a predicted model, not a curated record. Gene Ontology annotation, molecular function: dimethylallyltranstransferase activity; (2E,6E)-farnesyl diphosphate synthase activity. Gene Ontology annotation, cellular component: cytoplasm.
AUGCAAAUAAAAAGAUCUGCGAUUUCCGUUGGCGCAAAAAAAAAGAACAUACAUACAUACAUUCAUCUAGAAAUGGAUAAAGCUGCCGCUAAACAAAAAUUCGUUGAUGAAUUUUCAGGAUUGGUUCAGGAGUUGAAGGAGAUCUUGGUCCAGUACAACAUGCCUCAAGAGGCUAUUGACUGGUUCACCAAGAACUUGAACUACAAUACUCCAGGCGGCAAGUUAAACAGAGGCUUGUCUGUCAUUGAUACAUAUUGCAUUUUGAAGAACAAGAGUCUUGCUGACUUGUCUCAAGAAGAGUACAAGAAGGUUGCCAUCUUGGGUUGGGCAAUCGAAUUAUUACAAGCCUACUUUUUAGUUGCAGACGACAUGAUGGACCAGUCAAAAACAAGAAGAGGCCAGCCUUGUUGGUACUUGGUUGAAGGCGUCGGAAAUAUUGCUAUCAAUGAUUCUUUCAUGUUGGAAGGUGCUAUUUACGUUUUGUUGAAGAAGCACUUCCGUCAGGACCCAUACUACGUUGACUUAUUGGAUUUGUUCCACGAGGUUACUUUCCAAACCGAGUUGGGCCAAUUGUUGGACUUGGUUACGGCUGACGAGGAACACGUAGACUUGGACAAGUUCAGUUUGGCCAAACACUCUUUUAUCGUGAUUUUCAAAACCGCUUACUACUCUUUCUACUUACCUGUUGCCUUGGCUAUGUUCAUGUGUGGAAUUAACAGCGAACAAGACUUGAAGCAAGUCAGAGACAUCUUGAUUCCAUUGGGUGAGUACUUUCAGAUUCAGGACGACUACUUGGACUGUUUUGGAACUCCUGAACAAAUUGGUAAGAUUGGCACGGAUAUUAAGGAUAACAAGUGCUCGUGGGUAGUCAACCAAGCCUUGUUGAAGGUCAAUGCAGAGCAACGCAAGUUAUUGGAUGAAAACUAUGGUAAGAAGAGCGAUGAGUCUGAACAAAAAGUCAAGGAAUUGUUCACUCAAUUGGACAUCCCUGCGAUCUAUCACGAAUAUGAAGAGUCCAUUGUUGCCAAGUUGAGAGCUCAGAUUGAAAAUGUUGACGAGUCUAGAGGUUUGAAGAAGGAGGUUUUGACUGCAUUUUUGGGCAAAGUCUACAAGCGUUCGAAGUAA